Messenger RNA from Malassezia pachydermatis, 459 nucleotides. RefSeq names its product acn9-domain-containing protein. Gene Ontology annotation, biological process: succinate metabolic process; mitochondrial respiratory chain complex II assembly. The record is from RefSeq and is a predicted model, not a curated record. Gene Ontology annotation, cellular component: mitochondrial intermembrane space; mitochondrion. The transcript has a single exon. Bases 1 to 459 code for a protein of 152 amino acids. Lineage: Eukaryota; Fungi; Basidiomycota; Malasseziomycetes; Malasseziales; Malasseziaceae.
AUGCUGCCCAGUUCGUCGGUCUGGAUGCAAAUGUCUAGGGUAUGGCGGUCAGAGAUGCCCAUCAACCCGCUCGUGAAGACUGCUUCCAAUAUGCUUCUGCCUCCUCUACAAUUGUACCGCUCUCUGUUGCGUGCACACCGUUCUUUGCCACCGGAGAUGCGAGCCUUGGGCGACGACUAUGUGAAAGCCGAGUUCCGCCGCCACCAAAAGAUUGACAAUCCACUCCAGAUUGUCGCAUUCUGCAGUCAAUGGAAGAUGUACUUGGAUUCGCUGCAAGCUGACAGCAAAAAUCCUGACGGACUUCGUGGUAUGAGCCUCGACCCAAGCUUGUUGGAGAAGUUCUCAGACGAACAGCUGUACCAACUCUAUGAGCUCAAGUUGGCCACAGAGGAAGUAUUCGAUCCUGAGCGUGCCCAAGCGGCGCCGCCAGCUGAUUAUGAUCCAUCAAAAGCUUUCUAA